AUGAACGUUGGGCCCCACGAUGCGCGGGUCUUGCACGGACCCAAAGCCCCGUUCAUCGUAUACGGUUCCAACUCGAUAUUCGCCUGCUUCGGACAGUUCAUGCAGGACUUCCGAACUCUCGGAGACUGGGGCUUCGAGAUGUCGUUGGAUCAAGGUUUCGGUCUGGGAACGGAGCUCCAGCGUCCUGCUCCUUGGGGCAUGAUGGAGAAGAACUGGUUUCCGUUCUGGGACGAAGAGGGCGCAGUCUACGUCCACCACGACGUGGCGCCGAAGCGAGUCUUUGCGAAGUUGAACGCGGACGGCUCCGUAGGCCCGGAUCUCGCGCCGUUGGCUGCCGGAGACGAGGCUUGCAUGAGCAAGUACAUGCCGAAGCUGCCGCCGGAUCUCGAAUCGAUACACCAGGCGACGAAUUCGCUGAGCAUCACGUUUUGCAAGCGCAGCGACCCGACUUGCCAAGCCACCAGUGACAACACCUUUGUCUUUACGGUGUUCCAGCAUAAAACCUUUUAUCAGUUCCACAGCGAGUACGAACCGUAUGUGAUGGUGUUUCGACAAAAGGCCCCGUUCGAGGUGUUCGCAAUGUCAAAGAGACCGAUAUGGAUACACGGCCGAGAGGAGAAACUCGGCGGAGGGUCCGACAUGUUUUAUGUGACUUCAAUGAGCUGGAAGAGGCAAGACCAGAGAUAUCACGGGUUCUUGGAUGAUGUUUUGUUCCUCUCAUUUGGCAUUGAAGAUGAGAGGACUGGCGCUAUUGAUGUCUUGGCCGAGGACUUACUGGCUGAACUUGGGACUUGCUUGGAUGCUUGA
Colletotrichum fioriniae is the source of this 807-nucleotide messenger RNA. RefSeq lists its product as uncharacterized. NCBI's taxonomy places the organism in Eukaryota, Fungi, Ascomycota, Sordariomycetes, Glomerellales, Glomerellaceae. The record is from RefSeq and is a predicted model, not a curated record.